AAAUCAACUUCUACAGAUUCGCACAUAAAGAAUAAAUGUUGAUUACAUAAUUCCAUUUUUUAAAAAAACCAAUGUAGAAUAGAAUAAUGUAUUGUAUGCACAUGUACCCACCUACAAUUUGGAUCAAUAUAUAUAACCAUUUAAAAAAAAGGUGUUAUGAUUCAAACAAAUAUUCAUUCAAUAAAUGAUAAAAAUAUUGGACAAUAUUUAUCUAUAUCAACAGGUUGGGGUAUAGCUAAAAUUAUUGGUUUAUUAAUAUCAACUAAUGGUUGUGGUGGUGGUGGUGAUGGUGAUGAUGGUGGUGAUCAUGAUAAUCAUAGUAGUAGUAGUAACCAUGGUAAUCAAUCAGGUUUAUUAAAUCCAUCGAUUACAUUUGCAUAUUGUUUAAUUGGUAAAUUAUCAUUUCGUUAUCUUAUCCCAUAUAGUAUAGUACAAUUAUUAGGAUCAAUAUUUGGUACAUUUAUUAUCAUUUGUAUUUAUUGGGAAAAUAUACAAUUAUAUGCUAAAUUAUAUUCAUAUGGUAAAUUAGAAAUGAAUUAUACUGGUUCAUUAUUAGUCAAUAUACCUAAUGUAUCUCAUCAAUUAUGUUUAUUAGAUUAUAUUAUAUCCAAUACAAUUUAUUCAUGGAUUAUAUUAAUCAUUAAUAAUAAUCAUAAUUUAUCAUAUGAAUUCCAAUUAAUUUAUAUUGGAUUAUUAUUCACUGGUAUUAUUGGAUCAUUAUCAUUAAAUAUUGGUAUUGGAUUAAAUCCAGCUAGUGAUUUAGGUGCAAGAAUAACAAUAUCAUUAUGUGGUUGGGGUAUUCAAGCAUUCAAAGCAAAUAAUUAUUAUUUUUGGUUACCAUUAAUUGGACCAUAUAUAGGAGCAAUAAUUGGUUCAUUAUUUUAUGGAUUUAUUAUUAGUUUACAUAUAAUACCAUCAUCUGAUAUUGAUCAAUAUAAAAUACAAAAUAAUCAAUGUACAAUAAUUAAUUCAACUAGUAACUAUUUACAAAGUAGUUUCAUUGAAGAAAUGAAUGAAGAUUUAUUUAAUAUAACAGAAAUUGAUGAUUGUUUUAUAGAUAGUGAAGAGACCAUAGAUUAAAUAUCCAUUCACGACUAUCUUCGUAUUACAUAAUCGUCAUCACCAUCAUUAUCCUCAUCAUAAUCACCAUGGUGAUAUUUCAAAAUAUCCCGCAUUUUUUUAAAUCAUUCAGUCAAUUUUAUCAAUAUAACUUCAUAUAUGAUGGAAAUAAUCUUGUAGGAUUUUCAAAUAACAAACGUUGCCUAAUUGGAAAUCUUUCUUUUUCUUAUAUUUGAAUAAACUGAUAUUGAAAUAAUUUCAGUCUGUAGAGUAAUAUUUAUGAAAUAAUGAGAAACUAAUGCAGUCAUCAGUAAUAAGGAUAGUAGGUUGAUGAACCUGUGUUAAUCCUGACUGAUUGCCUUCCGGUGAAGGUCCAGUUCCUCUUUAAGAAAACCUGGGAGCACUGGACGAUUGUUUCGUCCUAGUAUAGGACUUAUCAAUGGUGGUGUGCAUUCAGGAUCCUGCUUGCGGGAUUUGAAGCCAGAACUUUCGGUCUUGCAAGCGAACUCUUAACCUCUAGACCACUGAACUGACUGACAUCCAAUAGUGUUAAUGCCUAACUUCAACCAAUUCACGGAAUUGUGCGACCAUCUUUAAUUGUCAGAGGUAGAUACCUGUCUCUACCUAACACGGAUUAGCUCCACCAGUCAUGGCUUUUCACUGGAACUCGGAGAAUUACCUCACAAAGCUAAUCACUAGUGAGCACAUAGUAAUUAUCAGUGUAGGACGAAACGACCGUUCAGUACUUCCAGGUUAUCAAUGGUGGUCUAAAAUUCAUUGAUCCAUGAUCUCAAUCAAAAACUUAAUAAUCUCCACAACCCUACACUGAUAAUUGAUUGAAUGUCUUUGCGGAGAGAAGGAAACUAUCCUACUAAUAGCCUAUAAUCUCAGUGGUUGGUAAGCAGGGAGGAAAAAGACGACUUGGCAGAAAGACUGUCCUACUUGUUCGUGAUUCGUACUAAGUCUAAAACGCAUAUGAAUAAAUAUAUGACUAAUGAGGCUGGUCAAAGAACAUAUUACGUCGCGAAAUAGAUGCAUAUAUGAAAAGGAUAAAUAACAACUGGAAAGAGCCGGAAAGGAUUGCCCAGGACAAUGUUGGAUGGAGAGUGAUGAUGGCUGGCCUAUGCUUCACCGCGAGGAGUAGCAGACGUAAGUAAGUAUGUAAGUAGUGAGGCUGGGAAAGAUACAAUUUCGACGGAGUUUUGUCCUCUGAGCUGGAUGGCUUGAUCGUGGAGCUUUCAUCGUUCUUCUGAGCGACAUCAUCAGCAUAUCAGACAAAGCGGAGGUCAUUUUUAUCUUUGCCUACAUGGACAUCAAUUCAUGUGGUCACCUGUGGACACACAUUCGACUGGAAAAAUGUUGAGAUCUUGGAUAGAGGCAAUCAACAUUGAGUUCUACAGGACAAGCUGUGUGUAAUUUCUACCUGAAGUUUGUGCAGAUAAUGUCGUUCAGAAGAACGUUGAAAACUCCACGACUAAACCAUCCAGGUCAAAGAACAAAAUUUCAUCAAAAUCACUCAUCUGAGCUAUAAAUCUUCUCCACCACCUCAGAGAUACAAUUAUUUUCCAAUUAGGAAAUAAGAGUAAAACAAUGAAAUACAAAGGUCACGUCCAACUUACAGUGAUUUUUUUAAUAUAAACGGAUAUGAUAGUAAUUUAUGAACUAAACAAAAGCCUAUGAUACAUAGAAUAAAAUUGAAAUUCGCUGUUUGUCACCACAUAUCUAUUUCUUUCCUCACAUUAAUUCCUAACUAAACAGUUGGAUUAGGCUUCUGGUAUAUUUUAUACAGAGUUCGCUAUGCAAGAUGUGCAUCUACAGUUGAUUGAUCACUGGGUGAUGAUCAAUGUCAUGUAUGUCAGAACCUUCUUAUUGAAGAUCAAAUCUGUUAGGGAUGCUGAGGAAUGAUGUGCCAAUCAUUAUCAUGUUAAGUCUAAUGAUGUCCUUGGACCUUAAAUGGGCAUUCCCUAUUGGCCGUUAUUUAUUUCACUCGUUAAAUAUUGUACAGAUGUUGUUUUCUAUUUUUAUGGUACGAUGUGGUCUGUUUGGUUGGUAUAUAAACAGAGUAUGUUUGAAAUAUAACGAUUCAUAACUCAGAGGCUGUGACUUGCGUUCUGGACUCAACUGGCUGGGCUAGACAGCGAAGCAGGGCCAAUCGGGACUCUAGGUCGUCCGUACGUGUUUUACGUGUCACUGUAAUCGAUCGAUAUAAACGCUGCUUAUCAAAACCUGCAGUCACACCCAUUACAACAAAAUCCUAUCGACCAAGUUGUAAUGUGCUCACUAGUCUGGAUGACUCGACAUUGAGUGUACUAUGUUGAGAUAAGAUGGUGGUUGGAGGUAGUCAACAUAAAACCCUGAACCUAGGUUUUGUACUACUUAGCACUCAUCAGCAAGGUGUAGCUGUAAUCUUGAUGGAGCUGAUGUUCCCUACUGGAUUGGGUCGCGUGUCACCCAGCUUCACAGUCAGAGACGUUAACACUGGGCUAUCCGGACCGUGACUGACCUUCUGUCGGAGUGAGAUGUAUUUACAAUUGAUUGGUCAGUGAGUGGUGAUUAAUUUCAUGUAUAUCAGGUCCUUCUUAGUCCAGAUCGAAUCCUAUCGACCACAUAUGUAGGCGUUCAAUGAAGCGAGUAAAUUGAUAUAUUGUACAAACUAAUUGAUAAUUCUUUUCGAUUGGGUUAUAGUAACGUUUGUUCGGUGAUAAUAUCUUAAUAACGGAACCAAUCAAUAUUUAUUUCAAUCACUUUGAUAUUACCGAAAUCAUAAGAAUAACUUACCUUACAAUAGAUAUCAAUAGUUACCAUCAAUUUUGUCGGUGAGUAAAUGAAGCUUAGUCUUUGCUGUAUAUAAAGAAAGAGAUAAACUUUUUUGUUAUUGUUAAUGAGGCUAGUAUGAUCGAGCAACUUCUAGUGGAAGUCAUUGAUUAAUCAGUAGGUUUGUUGAUUUGUACGCUUUGUGAAGGUUGAAUCAACAACUUUCUGCUUAUCUGUCAUAAUAAUCUUUUGUCGAUAAACUAAUCGGUUUGGCUGAUAACAAAUCACUGCGAAAUGUUUGCUCCUUUAACUUCGAAGCCAGUCAAAAUGAAGAUAAACGUCCUGUUGUUAUAAUGUCCUCUGCUCAUCUCUAUCUAUCAUGACUCAGAGACUCAUAGGUUCAUAUGGAUUAUUUGCUUUGUCAAACAGCACCAAACACAUUGUACGAACAUUUCAUGUAUCUAAAGUAAUGGUUACUCUAGUUGUUAGAAGGGGCAUCAGCUUCGUAACUUCCGAAGAAACUCGGCCUUUUACCAUGAGGCGUCAUAACUCUUUCAAAUGAAAACCUUCUAACUCCCAGGGCAAAGUUUAUAUGGUUUGAAUUAUUGUUUUUGGCUAGCGUUUUCUUAGCGAGCUAGUUUUCUACGAGAUGAGGUCACCUAAUCUUACUUCUUUAUACCCGGGCUUGGGAUCAACAGUAACCCCAGAAGGGCUACAGGCGGAGUUGAGGAAAGCACCCAGCUGCGUCAUAAGGCAACCCCCCACUUAGAAUCCCCAAAAUACAAUGAGAAGAGAAAAACCAAAUAACACAUUACUUCGAGAAAGGGAGACGGACAUGAGAAGAAUAACAAUUGUAUGGAACUAGAAAGGAAAGCCCAGGACAGAAUGGGUUGGGAAGGCUGGUCGACGGCCUAUACUUCAUUGGAAGUAAAAGGCGUAAGUAAGUAAUGAUACGAAACUAAGUAGUAGGUCCAUAAUCAAUUAGUGACAAUUUAGAGAUGGUUGGAUGUUUAACAGCAACUAUGGCUUACAAUUAGGUAAACACAAAUACUUUAACCUUAGUGCUUAAUAAUUACUGUCUCUGAUCUACUACCAGUCUCCAUGACUAUAUUCAACUAAGCUAAAUCUGAACAAUUACACAAUGAAAUAAUUGCUAUGGUGAUUUGAUAUUCUAAUUACGUAACUAACUAAUUUACUUACAAUCAAAUAGACCAACCAGUUAGAUAUGAAUAUAAAAUCAGAGAAAUACAAUAAUGCAGUGAUCUGUUCGAAGCCAACACUUGUCUAUGCUCACUUCUAAUCAUCCUUAACGAUCAGGAAUUCAUUUUGCUUAAAUUAUUCAAUCUAAGUAACAAUUGCAUAACAAAUAAUACUGUAGUGAAAUUUCUAAGUGUGUGUGUGGGCCAAUAUCUUGAAAAUAACGCGUCAUCAAGCCAAUAUAAUAUGGUAUGUAGUUGUUGUAGACAUUAUUUAAACAAGGGGUAUUGUUUACAUAAUAUAAAAUUCAUUGACAAAGUUGUAAUACACAGGUAGACACGUAUGGAGAGAUUUGUGUUUUCAACUUUUUGUGUGAAUAAGGUUUCUUAUCAGUAUAGGGGUUGUGGAGAUUAUUAAGUUUUUGAUUGAGAUCAUGAACUGAUGGAUGUUAAACCACCGUUGAAGACCUGGAAGCACUGGACGGUUGUUUCUUCGUAUGGUGCGACUCCUCAGUAGUAUGCAUCCACGAUCCUGCUCACGGGAUCCGAUGGUGGUCUAACACCAAUCGGUUCAUAAUCUCAAUCAAAAGCUUAAUAAUCUUCACAACCCUACACUGAUAUUUACUAUGUGCUCACUAUUGAUUAGCU
This is a messenger RNA of Schistosoma haematobium, 5657 nucleotides long. Its product is annotated as Aquaporin-3. The transcript is spliced from 3 exons. Bases 157 to 1080 code for a protein of 307 amino acids. Gene Ontology annotation, biological process: glycerol transmembrane transport. Gene Ontology annotation, molecular function: glycerol channel activity. Lineage: Eukaryota; Metazoa; Platyhelminthes; Trematoda; Strigeidida; Schistosomatidae. The record is from RefSeq and is a predicted model, not a curated record. Gene Ontology annotation, cellular component: plasma membrane.